Messenger RNA from Strongylocentrotus purpuratus (purple sea urchin), 1271 nucleotides. Its product is annotated as testis-specific serine/threonine-protein kinase 1-like. The coding region runs from base 21 to 1271 and encodes 416 amino acids. The transcript is spliced from 5 exons. Gene Ontology annotation, cellular component: cytoplasm. Gene Ontology annotation, molecular function: protein serine/threonine kinase activity; ATP binding; tau-protein kinase activity. Lineage: Eukaryota; Metazoa; Echinodermata; Echinoidea; Camarodonta; Strongylocentrotidae. The record is from RefSeq and is a predicted model, not a curated record. Gene Ontology annotation, biological process: protein phosphorylation; microtubule cytoskeleton organization; intracellular signal transduction.
CGCCUGAUCCAACAAGAAACAUGGCUGGCACGACGUCGGUUCGUAGAGUUAUCAACGAAGAAGUCAUGUUAAACAAGAAGGGGUAUACCCUGGGGUUGAUGUUAGGGGAGGGGUCGUAUGCCGCCGUCUACUCCUGCCAACUGAGCAACAACAGAGGAAAGUGUGCCAUUAAAAUAAUCAACAGAAAAAAGGCACCGAAGGAUUUUCUGGAGAAGUUUCUUCCGCGAGAAAUCAAAAUCCUGAGUAAAGUACAGCACAGAAAUAUUGUCAAAUGUUUUGAAAUAUUUGAUACUGGUACCAAGGUUUACAUGGUGCUCGAGUUAGCGGGACAUGGUGAUAUGUUGGAAUACAUUAAACUUCGACGGUCGUUAACCGAAGAAAAGGCGCGGGCAUUUUUCCGUCAAAUGGUGGAUGGAAUUGCUUACCUCCACAGUUUGAAUGCAGUACACAGGGACUUGAAAUGUGAAAAUAUUCUGCUGGACGCAUCAAACACCAUCAAAAUAUCUGACUUUGGUUUCGCGCGUUAUAUGGAGCCAAAAGAUCUCAGCAAGACCUACUGCGGGAGUGCUGCUUAUGCUGCCCCAGAAAUAUUGAAAGGAAACAUGUAUAAUGGUAAGGCAUACGACGUAUGGAGUUUGGGUAUUAUUCUCUACAUUAUGGUAUGUGGUACAAUGCCCUUCGAUGAUUCUAACAUCAAACGGAUGAUCAAGGACCAAAUGGAUCAGCGGCUCUGCUUCACGAAAAGGAAAGAACUCACCCUACUCUUUAAAGAUAUCGUUCUGGCUAUUCUCCAACCAUCGGCAGAGAGGAGGCUGAAAGUAAAUGAUAUCCUAAACCAUCCAUGGAUGCAAGACGGAUGCAACUUCAAGCAAACCCCACCCUCCAGCCAAGCUGGCACAUCACGCUCUUCUAAUGCCUCUUCCAACCGUCGGAGUCCUCCAGCACAUCCCCCAACUCCAACCCCUGCAACCAGCAACCUAGUGGAAAGUAACCGCGUCAGCGGUAACAACAACGCAACAACGCGGUCAACGCCACCGCUGCGGGAAGACCGAUCUACGGAAUCGACAAGUCGCUUUACGCAGAAUUUGACACGACGCAGCAAGAAGAUCGAGCCGGGUGCGUCAGCCGUGGCGUCUGCAAGUCAAGAUAGUAUACAUUCACCAAUGCCUUCAAGAACCACCGAUGUCGGGAGGAACACUCCAAGGGACGGUCAUCGAGAACGGGCAAGACAAGGAAAUACAGCAACCAGGCAGACCAGAAAUGCACCUUGA